Molecule: messenger RNA, 1041 nt
Organism: Hibiscus syriacus
Lineage: Eukaryota; Viridiplantae; Streptophyta; Magnoliopsida; Malvales; Malvaceae
Exons: 3
Coding region: 1-1014 (337 amino acids)
Source: RefSeq, a predicted model, not a curated record
AUGGAUCGUAUAAUCGAAAAACGUUCUUGUUCACAAACACCUCCGCCGAAGAUCAGGGGCCAAAUCAAGAGGAGAGACGACACUCGACCCGUUCCUACAUCCAAUUGGAACGAAAGAUCUUACGAAGAGGAUUCCAAUUUCCGAAGCAAUGUCAAAAGUUCAACGAGAAGAGAGCCAAGAAAUUUUGCAUUGAAAGUUGAAAACGACAUUGAGAGCAAUGAAAAUAAGAAAAUCGAUGUGAGAAAUGUUGGAGUCGAAAAUGAGAAUGAGAGUGAAAAUGAAGAAUUUGAAAAAGAAAUUGUUUGUGCAAAGGAGAAAGAGUGUAAAAUUUCAAUUUGCACUAACAACCUUAACCAUUCUUCUUCUAUUUUUGGAUCUUCAUUGUUGCAGGAGGACAAGACGAGUACUUCCAGAAACAUGAUAAACACAUCGCCAACCCUAUUGAUGAUCGAGCAUCGUCCAUGCUCUAGCAAUGUUUCAAAGAAGGACUUAAUGAAAAUUUCUAUUCCCAAGGAACUGGUACCCAAUGAUAUCAUCAAGUAUCAUCCAAGGUUUAAUCUUUCUAACUCUUUUGUUAUUGAUUUACCUACUAACUUUUAUUUACUAUUUGGAGGGACGAUACAAAAACGUGGAAUUGAUGUAUUGAGUUGCGAGGAUAAGUAUCUUUGCAAUCUUGAUAAGAAAUUGCCACUCUCCAAUUUGCAAAUAAACGAUUUGAAGGAAAAGCUAUCCCACCAUCCUCAUGAUGAUUCAAGGAAAUAUGAAGUUACCAAAUAUGAAGUCAAGAGGUUGACCAUUGGAGAAAGGUAUGAGGAUUCCAUCCAUCCUACAUCAAGAAGGUCUUCAAUGAGAAAUCAUUUCGAUUUGAGGACAAAUCGCCAAAAAGAAAGGGAGGAUGAUGUGAGCACGUUUAGGGCCGGUUUUCUCCAUGACGAAAACCCCUCAAGGACGUUCUACCUUAUUAACUCUAAGGGAGGAACACAAAGCUCAUGCUCCAUACUGGGCGGUUUUUGAGGAGGUUAUUUGACAUAUUUUCAUGGU